Messenger RNA from Fusarium verticillioides 7600, 3895 nucleotides. RefSeq lists its product as hypothetical. The coding region runs from base 623 to 2749 and encodes 708 amino acids. Lineage: Eukaryota; Fungi; Ascomycota; Sordariomycetes; Hypocreales; Nectriaceae. The record is from RefSeq and is a predicted model, not a curated record. The transcript has a single exon.
UGGGCCUCACAAGGCCGCAACCCCUGUCGAAUAGCGUCAGCGUUGUGCGUCCAGGUUGAGGUAUACCCUUCCUCAUUACGUCGUUUGUUUCGCCCCGCUUGUACGGUUGAAAGCUACAAGGGCGGAGGAGAGAGAGUCUUGGUUGUUAAGCAGAACAUGUUUUGAUGGACAACUUGUGUUUGUGUAGCGGAUUGAUAGAUUUGUGUGUUGUGAAGAAAACAAAGAUAUUUAGGACAGAAGAUGUACGGCCUGGUUUAUAAAGGCCAAAUGUUGAGAGUUAAACCUUUUAAAGCUUGCUCAAGCUGAGUUGAGUUGCGGGAACGGAAACAGGCAUGAGCGAUUCUACUACCUUAGUAGGUACAUACCGUACUCCCCCUUGUCGCAGCAUCAAAGGACCCUGUUUUUGCUUGGCUGGGUUGCGGCGGGGUUUCUCUUGCUGCUUCUCUGACUUAUCCCUCCCGCCACAUCCUCGUCCUUUUCCUCUUUACAUCGACAGAACCCGUCAACUCGGUAUUGUAACAUUAUCGCUUAUCAUCACCAUAAAGCCACCUUGAAUUAUAACCAACACCAACUAUUACACCGCUGCACAACAUAGUAGCGACAUAAACCGCACACCAUCCUCAUGUCAAACUACGACCCGUACGAUCGGGAUUACUCUCGCCGCUAUGUGCGGGAGGAGCGUCGAGAAGAACCCCGCUAUCUCGACCCUCGAGAUUCCUUCAACUCAAAGACUCAUCGGGAGAUCGUUCCUCGCGGUCGUGAGGACAGCGAUCUAUCGAUAGAAGAGGUCAGACGGGACUUUCCCCCUCCUGGUACCCGUGAUAUUCGCCGGGCCCGAUCCGCCGGCCCAAACUACUACGAGGAAGAAUAUGAGUAUCGCCGAGGCUACGACCCUCGCGAUCGCGACUAUGACCGCCGUUCCCACAGAGGCCACUCCAGUCCAUACUACGAAGAUGAAGAGCGCGAGCGUAAGCACAAACCCAAGGGCAUGUCCAAGAAUGAGAAGAUCAUCGCAGCCGUCGCCGGUGCCGCCCUUUUGGCGGGUGGUAAGGAACUAUACGAUCGCCGCGAAGCCAAGGAGGAGCGCACUGAAGUCCAACGCAAUCCUCUGUCAACUGCAGCUCUUGCUGGAGUCGGUGCCUUGGCUGCCUACCAGGGUGCACAAUUCUACAACAAGCAGCAGGCCAAGAAGGAUCAAAAGGCCAACAUGAUCCUUCAACGCGGCCGCGACGGCUAUUAUAGUGAUUACUACUCUGAUGAGGACGAAAGCCCAAGGGAGAAGAAGGGACACAAGAACUUUCUCGAGAGUGCUAUCGCAGCUACAGGUCUCGGCGCAGCUGUCAAGAGUCUCACUGGUGGCGGCGGAGACGAUACCAGGAGUCGCCGGGGAGGUAGUCCUUCCAGCGAAAGAUCUCGUUCUCACGCCGGUGGUGGCAGCGGCGCCAACAAGAUUCAAAAGGCGGCUAUGGCUUCCCUCCUUGCCGGUGCCACAGAGGCCUUUCGUGUUGCCAAGGAGCCUGGCGGCUGGAAGGGUGAAAAGACGAAGCGUAUUCUCACCGCCGCUGCAGGUGCUGCUGCUGUCGACACCGCAACUGAUGACAAGGGAGGAAAGCUAGGCUUGGCUGAGUCUGUGAUUGGUGGCUUAGUCGGCAACCGCCUAAUUCGUGGUUCCAGAAAUGAUAUCGAGGAGGAUCGCAAGACUGGCCGCAGCCGCUCGCGCUCGCGAGCUCGCUCCAAGUCUCAGGGUGGUGGCAGUGGAGGCGCAAGCGGUCUUGCUGCUCUUGCAACCGCUGGCUUGGGUGCCCUGGGCGCAAAGAAGGUUCUUGAUCGAUCUCGAUCGCGAUCCAGAAGCCGUAGGGGACGAAGUGCCUCAUAUAGUCCAUCCCCAGACAGGCGCCGUCAGCGAAGCCGCAGCCGUAGUGUUGUUGACAAAGCUCGCAACGGUUUGGCCAAACUAGGCCUUGGAGCUGGAGCUGGCGCUGCCGCUGAUGACUACCACCGGCGCGACCAAGAUGACUUUAGCGAUCGCGGUGGCAGCCGUUCCCGCCGAUACUCGGACGAUAUGUACGAUGACCGUCGAUAUGGAACCAAUCGAGAUUAUUACGACGAUGAUAGAUCAUUCAAGAGCAAGCCCCGAGAGAGAAGACGAGGAGGGCGUUCUGAUUAUUCCUCUUCGUCAUCAGACCUAGGGGAUUCUGAUGAGGAUGAGAAGCGGGCGAAAAAAAUGAGAGGUAAGCAAGUUAUCACCACCGGUUUAGCGGCAGUAGCCACUAUACACGCAGCGCACGAGGUAUAUUCUAGCAUGGAAAAGAGAAACGCACGGCACAAAGCAGUCAAGGAAGGGCGGUUGAGUGAGAUGGAAGCCAAAAAGCUCAAGACGAAAGCAAUCAUGCAAGACGCCGCAUCAGUCGGUAUUGCUGCUAUGGGCAUCAAGGGAGCCAUCUCCGAGAUGAAGGAAGCCAAAGAGCUGACACACGAGUGCAAAAAUUUCCAACAAGAGAAGGCUCGUCGUCAUGAGAAGCGAGUGCAAAGGCGCUUACGACAACAGUCAAUGAGUGACGGCAGGAGGAGAGCAGACAGCUGGGCUCCUCCGUCUCGACGGGAUGGGUACGACUCGGAUAUCGAGUAUGAAUACUUUGACCCUCAAGACUACGGAAGCAAACCUUACAGAGGCAACACCUUCCCAGCAGAGCCGUAUGGUACAGACACUUACAGAAGGAAUCCCAACGGUCUGCCAUCUCCUUACUAAGAACCUGACUGGGUGUUGGGCGGCAUCCACGCUUACUCACCUAUACCACUACAAACAUCUUAAAUCAUGACUUAUGACGAGACGACUUAUUUGGCUCAUGAGAAGCUUGGGCCAACCAAACAGCGUUUUUCCUUUGGACGCAUGGCAAUGAACCCCCCCAGAGAGUAAUUGGAAGACUAGAAAGAGAAGGAAACGGUGUGAAUAUGGCCUGUUGCGCUGCGUGGUGUGGCUGGCAUUCGUUUUACUGAAAUUCCUUUGCAUCAGAUAGAUGAAGCAGAUUUGCUUUCUCCCCGCAACCUCUCCCACGUUUGUUUCACAUGUGUAUUCAAGACGAAGACUAACGACGAUGAUUAAAAUAGACCAUCGCCGAUACUAAGCCAGUGGCCCGAUCCCGGCAGGCACAGAAGAAAAAACGAAACUAUAUCUCGGCACACCGGCACAUACGUGCAUAUCUGUCCAACGAUGAGCUGCUCUAUUCUGGUAAAGUUGAUGAAUGGGGUAGGGUCUAGUCGAGGGCUCAAAACGGGGAAACAAGCGAGAGUGGCACGAGUUGACCCAACGAGAUGGGAAGAGAGGGGCGGUAAGAAAGGAUCGGGACGCAAAUGUGGUGUUAACAAAUCACUAUAUGCACGAUGAUGAAGUGGUGGGAAUUCGGGUAGGCGGUUUCGGGAAGAACGGCUUUUUGGAACGACGGGGGCUUGCAGAUCAAGACUCGGCGAUUGGACCAAGUGCGACAAGAAAUCAGGAAUGAGCCUGGAUGAAGAUGGCAAGACAUCUCUUGAAAGUUAAAGGUGUAUAGGCAUACGAAGAGAUGUACGUGGAUGGUAUGAUAUUUUUGUUUUUUCUUCUUCUCCUUUUGCCAUGUUUGGAUAUCUGGAUGAAUAGCUUGUUAUGCUGGAUAGCAGAUGAUGAGGUUUACGGGUGUCGAUUUACCGGCCCCCAGAAUACCUUGACGAAUCAUGACCUAUGAUGAACGACUCUGGCUUAUAAUAAACCAUGUUACGUCUUUGGUGUUGAUGAAGCGAUAUUCAGCUGUUGCUGGGUAAUGUGAAUGACAGCGGCUUCCAACAAUUAGGUAUAGACAAAAGUGAAAACAGUUUGUUCUCCCUUGAUCUUACUACAGUCUUCCAAUCACUAUUCCGUACC